UUUAAUUUUUACUGUAUUUUUGUAGUAAGGGAUAAUAACAUAUUGAUAUUUUAAUCCAAAUAAACAGGCCUUGUGCUAGUGUCAGAUGGUAUGGCAGCUAUGGGUCUUGAAGACGGAGAGCACCACAUAGGUCAAAUGAUGGUGAAGGUGCAAGGUAGACGUGCUGUACUGGCUGGCACAAACACUCUAGCAGGUUCUGUGGCCACAAUGGAUGAGUGUGUCAGAGUUUUCAUUAAUGAUGCAGGUGUAAGUGUUGUAGAAGGCAUUGAGGCAGCAACCUUACACCCUGCCCAACUCAUGGGUAUAAAACAUCAGAAAGGCACUCUGGACUACAACACUGAUGCUGACUUUCUACUUGUGUCAGAUAAAGGUCCACUGAAAGUAUGAACACUUUCAUUGCAGGU
Penaeus monodon (black tiger shrimp) is the source of this 404-nucleotide messenger RNA. Its product is annotated as N-acetylglucosamine-6-phosphate deacetylase-like. Bases 91 to 387 code for a protein of 98 amino acids. Lineage: Eukaryota; Metazoa; Arthropoda; Malacostraca; Decapoda; Penaeidae. Gene Ontology annotation, molecular function: N-acetylglucosamine-6-phosphate deacetylase activity. Gene Ontology annotation, biological process: N-acetylglucosamine catabolic process. The transcript has 2 exons. The record is from RefSeq and is a predicted model, not a curated record.